Drosophila mojavensis is the source of this 402-nucleotide messenger RNA. RefSeq lists its product as uncharacterized. The coding region runs from base 1 to 402 and encodes 133 amino acids. Lineage: Eukaryota; Metazoa; Arthropoda; Insecta; Diptera; Drosophilidae. The record is from RefSeq and is a predicted model, not a curated record. The transcript is spliced from 2 exons.
AUGGCAACGCCGAGCUACAGCCGGGACAUUUGCGCCAUCUACAGACUGAGCGCAAUCAGAGUCUGCUGCGCAUUCAGAACAGUCUCUGACAACGCAGUGCUCGUCAUAGCCAGCAUGGUGCCUCUGGAGGACUUAGUCGCCGAUGCCAUUCUAUCGGGACAUGGAUGCUUUCGGAGUUACUUGAAGCGCUUUGGCCACGCCAACCACGUCUUAUUCGAAUGUGGACGCUUCCUAGAGAAGAGGCGUUGUCUGGAAGAAGCAUUGGGCCGCUCCAUUAGAGCGGACAACAUGGUCAGCGUGAUGUUGGAAGCGGAGGCAGCUUGGAAACUUAUAAGCACCUUCGCGACCACAAUCAUGAUGGAGCUUCGCAGAAUCGAUCGAAGACGAGCUGUCCCAAGCUAA